Saprolegnia diclina VS20 is the source of this 1641-nucleotide messenger RNA. RefSeq lists its product as hypothetical. The coding region runs from base 298 to 1641 and encodes 447 amino acids. The transcript has 2 exons. The record is from RefSeq and is a predicted model, not a curated record. Lineage: Eukaryota; Oomycota; Saprolegniomycetes; Saprolegniales; Saprolegniaceae.
CCCGACUUUGCAUUUCUCGGUGCCUCCUAUCUCUAUGACUGGGCCCUCAACUUUCGCGAGGUCGUCUCGUUUCAAGGCGACGUGACUUCGUACACGCUCCUCUCUGGCUUGUACGCUCCGGUGGUCGCUGACCUGAUCGUGCCACCGGCGGCGUUCGGGCCCUACCUCUGGCUCUCGGCGUCGAUCACCACUAGCACUUUGGCCAUCGUAGGUCUUACAGUGUUGUCGCUUCGCUGCUGCAGCGGCAGGGUGGAGCCUGCGUGGACGAGCUUUACACCGCUAGUCGCGUCGGUCUAUAUGAAUCGGAACAUUCUGCUCUUCCGCAGCGCAGCGGCCAUCUUGUGCCUCGCCACAGUCCCACUGGAUAUGACACCAUCCAGCGGGCUGAACCGUCUCGUGGCAGAGCGGCGGUCAUUGCUGCUCUCGAGUAUCUUGGCUCUCGAGUCUCUCUGGCUCGUGCAUGUGAUUCAUGAUAUGCUUUUGCCGCUCGCUGCUACUUGGCGACAAUUUCCAAUGGCGUGCAUCGUCUGGCUCGUCAUCGUGCUCUUGGACCAAUGCGCUCCGCUGGAUCUCUCUGUGACACUGCAUCGUCAGUGCUACGCUGUCAAUAUGGACUAUAUGACGUAUUGCUCCAGCGGUACGGUUCGUGUCGGCCACUGGGACCGGUGUAUGCUCCUUCUGAGCAUCCUGGGGUCGGUGGUGGCAGCCUCGCUGGUCUCGAGACAUCGUGUCUCAGCCAACAUGGCCCCGAAACGCCCGAGCGCUAUCUUCCCACCGAGAGCUCCGUCGACACUGACAGCGUCACCGACGACGCGACCGAUGGUAGUGAUUGACGCUAUCAUGUGCGGCAUCGUGCCGCUGCGAUGGCACGGUACGCAGUACUUGUUUGAUCUUAAGGUCUGGCUCUGGCUCCGUGUCGAUGAAUUGGAGACCACGGACAAGCCGUCGCCCAUUCUACCGUUUAGCGCACCGACCCUGCCCACGCAGACGACGCAACCAAAUUGGGACUGGCCAAGCUUACUUGGUAUGCGCUCGGUGCAGCGCCUCUUAGGCCUCUUGGGGAUAGUCUACACUGGCAUCACUCUCUGGAGUAAUACCACGUAUUUGAAUGUAUUGGAGACGGCGCUGGCCAACGACUAUGGCUGGGCCGGCUUCAACGCUACUGGUAUGCACGCCUUCCUUGCCAACACCUUCAACCGCCAGCUUCUCACGUCCACUGACGCUUCGAUUGCACUGCACGGCCCAGCGUUUGGGGACCCACUGCAGUCGUACAACUCGUCGGCCACCUCCGUUGCGUGGUAUCCCACGGUGGCGCGCCGGUACCUCUUCAAUGCGUCGGCGCCGUUGCACGAGCUGGUGGCUGGUCUCCGGGCCAUGCAUCCGUGUCAAAUGCCGUGGAUGUUUACGCAGUACUGCUGGCUUGACCUGGAUCGGACGUGGGAGAUGGCCAGCACGAGCCAGCGACAGGCUCGGUGCGCAGCUCUCAGUCAGCACAACGGAGCCCGGUACCUCGAGACGAGUCUGCGCAAUCUACAAGACUGGACGGUAUGGCGAUCGUGCUGGGGCACCUCGUUCGACAUUGGCAUUGGCAACGAUUUGGCAGCGUCCGUACCAGGUCGUCUGUGGCUGCAGCAUCCAUGA